AGCGCGACCUCUUGCGACGAUCGGUAGGUCGUUUCUGCGCCAUAUUGUUUUUCACAUUUGUAAAUAGGUACGCUUUCGGUAUCGAGUAUUAAAUAGGAGAAAUGGUUCCAGUUAGUAGACUCGGAUGUUUAGUCAGAAAAUUCGGUACUUCUGCUCUAAGAAGAGGUGGACACGAUGAAGGAGGAUAUGCAGGAGCGAAUUUGCCUUUUCCAACCCAUAAUAGAUUUCUUCUAACUGGCUUAUUUAUUUUAUUUUUUGGAAGUGGUUUUGCUACACCAUUCUUAUUAGUUAGAUUCCAAAUGUUGAAGAAAUAAAUGAUGAUGCUAGAAUUAAAGAGGAAGUUAGUAAAAGUUUUGGAAUCUAACGUUCUGAAAAGCAAUCCAAAUGUAUUUGGAACAAUUAUUAGAUAAUUUUCAUUGAUACAGUUUGAAUAGAAAUGGAAAAUAGUCUUUUGUUUUCGUUGUAUAUUGUAAACGAAUAAUAAUAAAAUGUACAAAAAUAAAAUA
Molecule: messenger RNA, 506 nt
Organism: Centruroides sculpturatus (bark scorpion)
Lineage: Eukaryota; Metazoa; Arthropoda; Arachnida; Scorpiones; Buthidae
Product: cytochrome c oxidase subunit 7C, mitochondrial-like
Exons: 3
Coding region: 102-314 (70 amino acids)
Biological process (GO): mitochondrial electron transport, cytochrome c to oxygen
Source: RefSeq, a predicted model, not a curated record